UUCCCUCCCUCUUUUAUGUUUACACAUUCUGUCUGAAUUUUUCUAGUCUUCCCCUGUAAAGUCACACCCAGUGCCCCGUAGUUUUUAAUAAAAGCAGCAAACCAAAUCUGUAGAGAGGGAGACAGACAGCAGAAGACAAGAACAGUUUUCAGCUUCUUUCAAAAAAAAAUCAAGUAAGAAAAUGCCUAAUUGGGGUGGUGGAAAGAAAUGCUCAGUUUGCCAGAAGACUGUCUACUUUGCAGAGGAGGUGCAAUGCGAGGGUGGCAGCUUCCACAAGUCCUGCUUCUUGUGCAUGGUUUGUAAGAAGAAUCUGGAUAGCACAACAGUGGCUAUACAUGGAUCGGAGAUUUAUUGCAAAUCCUGUUAUGGCAAGAAAUAUGGACCAAAGGGCUAUGGCUUUGGACAGGGAGCAGGCACUCUGAGCAUGGACAAGGGAGAAGGCCUGGGCAUCCAGCAUGAAGAGCAAAGGGGCCACCAGCCGACAAAUAACCCCAAUGCCUCAAAGUUUGCACAGAAAGUAGGAGGAGCAGAUGUGUGCCCUCGCUGCUCAAAGUCUGUGUAUGCCGCAGAGAAAGUGGUUGGAGCUGGCAAUUCCUGGCAUAAAUCCUGCUUUCGCUGUGCCAAGUGUGGGAAAGGGUUGGAGUCUACAACUCUGGCAGACAAAGAUGGAGAGAUAUUCUGCAAAGGAUGCUACGCAAAGAACUUUGGACCUAAAGGAUUUGGGUUUGGUCAGGGUGCUGGGGCUCUGGCCCAUACAUAAUGACAUUUCUGAAGGCCUCUAACUCUGCAGCCUCACAGACAGAUGUGCCACACAUCCAGGAGGCAUUUGUACUUCCUCCACAGAAGAAUUGAUACCUGGCAUCAGGGUCUGCUGCUUUUCCUAUACCACUGCCAAAAAUAUAUUGCAGCCUUAAAAGGAAAUUAUGCACAGGAAUAGGCUGGGCUUAAAUACUUUUAAAUAUUUCUGUUGCCCUUUGCGAUUUAAUUUUUUUUUGUUGUACACAUUGGCUGGCUUCUUGUAUAUUUAUUAGAAAAAUAUAUAUAGGCUACAGGACAUCACACUCUUGUAUUUCUCAGACUGCGGAAAUACCAAUGUCAUUUUUUAUGCAAUGUUAUAAAAAAUAAAAGACAGCAAAACAGGUUAAAAUAGGUAGCACAAGUUGCUGUUUUGGGUAAGCUACCAGCCUUUUUAAUGUUCCUUGUUACAACAUAAAACUAAAACUGUGUUCAUUAAAAAAAGCUGGUGCCAGAAGACACUACACAUUAUUGUAAAGUUAGUUAUGCCUCUGUUUGCAUGUCACAUCCAUAUGAAUUUAUAUGAACAAGUAUUAUAGUGUUUUAUUUGCAUGUUAAAACUAGUUAUUAAACACACACAGGCUUGCUUCUAUACCAAGUUGCCUAAAUUAUGACAAUGGGGGGAAAAUGUGUAGUCCUAUAGCCAACUCAGUCCUAGAAGUCUCCUUUCCACUUCUGUAAGGAAACACAUAUGACAGACUUGUCCAACUUUUUAAUAUGGUGGUCUCAUAUCAUUCAGAAUCACAUCUACCCAUGUACAGGUUCCUUUAUUGAAGACAACAGCACGGUUUAAAGAUAUAGCCAAAAUGAAAGACAUCUGGCAAACCAAAUUCCCACAAGAAGAUUUAAGGAAGCUUUGGAUGUGCAUAAAGCUAUUCUAGUAACAUGUAAAAUAAUUCAGAGGUCAGAUUAGAUGGACUAACCGGUGCUUUUCUUAGUAGUAUCCAUUCAAGUGAAGCUAUAGCUUUUACAUUUACAAAACCCAGCUGAUAUUCUACCACUGAUGGCAAUUGGUAUUUAACCCAAGCCAAGAUAGUGUCCUGUUUUUUUUCUGUUUUUAUUUUUAAUGUAACUUAACAUCUAAAUAUAUUCAGAGAUAAGAGAAAACAAACUUGUUCCCAUAAUAUCGAACUUGAAAGUUCACAUAAUAAAGAAACCUGUACGUCCAUAUUUGUCACUCAUACUGUGCGUUUUGAACACUAAUUCAACAUUCCAUGAGGGAUGGUCUUUCUUUCCUGUAUAGUUUUGUGCAAUUCUUCAGCUUGAGGCUUGUUAUGCUACAUUUCCAUCCAGAAUAAAAUAAAGCUAUGUUAAAUGCA
Messenger RNA from Spea bombifrons (plains spadefoot toad), 2114 nucleotides. RefSeq names its product cysteine and glycine rich protein 1 (gene CSRP1). Bases 182 to 760 code for a protein of 192 amino acids. Lineage: Eukaryota; Metazoa; Chordata; Amphibia; Anura; Pelobatidae. Gene Ontology annotation, molecular function: structural constituent of muscle; actinin binding. Gene Ontology annotation, cellular component: cytoplasm; nucleus; Z disc. The transcript is spliced from 6 exons. The record is from RefSeq and is a predicted model, not a curated record. Gene Ontology annotation, biological process: muscle tissue development; sarcomere organization.